UGCGGAAAACUUGAAGCUGGUUGGGUUAUUUGGUUCUGGACUCCUCCAUGGCUACUAGCGGAAUCCUCAGAGCUAUCAGAUAUCAUCCAAUUUCUUCACGAAUUGCUGCCACCUAUCGAUCCCUUAGCACCUUGGUUUUAGCGGAGCAUGAAGGAGGUUCUAUUAAGGCUUCAUCAAUUAGUGCCGUUGAAGCUGCAAAUUCGAUAGGUAAUGAAAAUUCAGUAUCUCUACUGCUUGCUGGGUCAGGUCCAUCUCUUAAAGAAGCUGCUGAACAUGCUGCCUCAUGCCAUCCUUCCAUUUCUCAGGUGCUGGUUGCAGAAUCAGAUAAUUUUACAUAUCCUUUAGCAGAGCCAUGGGCUAAACUUAUCCAUGUGGUUCAUCAGAAAGGUGACUACUCACACAUUAUUGCGGCUUCAGGGUCAUUUGGGAAGAACAUAGUACCUCGUGCAGCUGCUCUUUUAGACAUUUCCCCAGUCACUGAUGUCACUGAAAUUAGUGAUUCUAAUAUUUUUGUCAGGCCCAUUUAUGCUGGGAAUGCUCUUUGUACCGUUCGAUAUACCGGUUCCAGCCCUUGCAUGUUAACAGUUAGGUCUACAUCUUUCUCCGUGGCCUCAACUUCAGCUGAUUCAAACUCCAAACCUGCAUCCAUUGACCAGGUGGACCUCUCAAACUUCAGUGAAGAUGAUGCAGUGGGUAAAUCAAGAUAUAUUAAACUUUCUUCUCAAGAGACAGAGCGCCCAGAUCUGGGAAAUGCACGUGUUGUAAUCACUGGGGGUCGAGCUUUGAAAAGCGCUGAGAACUUUAAAAUGAUAGAGAAGCUUGCAGAAAAACUUGGGGCAGCAGUUGGCGCAACUCGUGCUGCUGUUGAUGCAGGAUAUGUUCCCAAUGAUCUUCAGGUUGGGCAGACUGGAAAGAUCGUGGCCCCGGAACUGUACAUGGCCUUUGGCGUUUCAGGGGCCAUUCAGCAUAUAGCAGGAAUGAGAGAUGCUAAGGUUAUUGUAGCUGUAAAUAAAGAUGCAGAUGCGCCCAUAUUCCAGGUUGCUGAUUACGGACUUGUUGGUGAUCUUUUUGAGGUGAUACCCGAGUUGUUGGAGAAGCUGCCUGACAAAAAAUAGACUUCAUUUGCAAAUCAAGGCCAAGAAAUGGGCAGAUUCUUCUUUGCACCUUUAAGGCUAAAUCUCACACAAAGAUGAGAUAGAUUUCAUACAAAAGUUGCUUCUACUAGGCCUUGUGCCAUUCUUGUAAAUUCAUUCUGCUGACUGUGAUUUUAGAACAACACAGAAAACAAACAAUAGAAAAGGUCUCUCUCUCUCUCUCUGAUAGUUGAGCCCCUCAUAGCCGGCUGGAACAUCAACAUCGAAAUUGAUGGCUCGGGACAGAUCAUGUACGUAGCACCUGCAUUGUAGUCGUUCUUCAACUAAAUGGACUCAUGGUGUUGUUUUGGAAGAUCGAAUUGGACACAGCAAAUUCGUAACAUGCUUUCUAUCAAACUAACCAAGAAUGUCAAACCUUUAGUGGAACAAAUCGGCAUGGUUUUUACAGUUGAUGGAUUUGAAAUUUAUCUAAUCACAUUCUUGGUGACUUUUGCACA
Coffea eugenioides is the source of this 1591-nucleotide messenger RNA. RefSeq names its product electron transfer flavoprotein subunit alpha, mitochondrial. Gene Ontology annotation, molecular function: electron transfer activity; flavin adenine dinucleotide binding. NCBI's taxonomy places the organism in Eukaryota, Viridiplantae, Streptophyta, Magnoliopsida, Gentianales, Rubiaceae. The record is from RefSeq and is a predicted model, not a curated record. The coding region runs from base 48 to 1115 and encodes 355 amino acids. Gene Ontology annotation, cellular component: mitochondrion. The transcript has 8 exons.